GAGCGAGAGCCGCAACACUACAGGAACAUCCGUACUUCUUGCACACGAUACCAGAGGACAGUGGUGCAGAAGCGAAUUGAACCUCCCACUAUCGUAUCAGCCGAGUGACAGAUAAGAUUUGCACAUUUUUUUCAUCUCCUCUCAUUUAGCAUUUGACGAUGCCGUCAAGCAACAGUGGUUCGAACUACACCAGUAAUGAUAACAUCCACGAUGAAAAGAUACGGCAUGCUGUUGAAGCUUCUCCGAACAUCCUCACUCAUGACACAGAGUUCGAUAAGUUGAGGAGGCAAGAGCAACUGCCUCAUCAUUCACAACCUGCCUCAUCGAAACUUUCAUUGGCACUGCAAAAACAGCAGAAAUCAAACCCCGGUUCAUUGAACACUUCGGUAAUAAACAGGGAUGAGAGCCUUAUAAAUGCCGAGGUCGAGCGGAAGUUGACUAUUCCAGAUGCUUCAUCUUUUACCGAUUCCUCCAGUUCCAAUUCCAAGUCCAGUACUUUAUCCCAUCAGAAUCCAAAUCACCAGACUCUAGCACGGUCGAUAACGAGUACAGAUGCCAAGGGCAAGAAAAACCAUGGUUUGAGUGUGUUGACGUCGAUCAACGAACCGUUUGCUGAAGUCAGUGAAGAAAUGGUACACUCGGAUGUAGUAGGCUCUAAUGUCGUUACUAUAACGGAGACCAAGAUUCUAAAGCAAACAUUGAAAAACAACCUACUACAUGAUGCAGACAGUCCAGAUGUCAACAGAAGACGAAAUACAUCGGGGUCGGAACAUUUCAAUACUCAUAGAGAGUUAAUCAAUGACAUUAAUGGGGACACUCACAGAAACGAUUUCUAUGAUAUGGACACAGACAAGAAAAAAGACAUGGACGAUGAAGAAGAAGAAGAUACCGAUGAUGAGGAUCUCAACGAGCAAGACCUCCACGUUGUGGACUUUUCACUGAUAGAAGACGACGAAGACGACGAUGAAAUAGACCCAAACAAUAGAGGAGUGAAAGAAGCAGAAGAAGAUUUAAGCGAAUACAAAGAAGGAGGAUACCAUCCGGCAUACAUUGGAGAAACCUAUAAGAACGGAAGAUAUAUAUUAGUAAGGAAAUUAGGAUGGGGUCAUUUUUCAACGGUUUGGCUUGCAAAGGAUACUUUGAACAACGUUCAUGUGGCUAUGAAAGUGGUAAGAAGCGCACAAGGGUAUAGAGAAACUGCAGUGGAUGAAAUCAAACUUUUAACAAAGAUAAAUAUAACCGACGAAGAGCAUCCUGGUCAUCAAUAUCUCAUCAAGUUGAUAGAUUACUUUGACCACAAAGGUUGUAACGGUACCCAUAUCUGUAUUGUGUUUGAAGUUUUGGGAGAGAACUUGCUAGGUUUGAUAAGACGUUACAAACACAAGGGACUCCCGAUCAAAUUUGUCAAGCAGAUAGCCAAGGAAAUUCUACUGGCAAUCGACUUUUUACAUAGAAAAUGUGGUAUCAUUCAUACAGAUAUCAAGCCUGAAAACAUCUUGAUCGGCAUUUACGAAGUCGAAGCUUUGUUAAAUUACCUUGAAGAGACACAAUGGGAACGCCACAUAUUGAAGAAGAUAUCUAGCAGAAUUUUGAGCAACGGAAAUGGUAGUAUCGACACCAAAAGUUUGACUAACUUAGCGAAGGCAAGAAAUGCGUCCUAUGGUAAAACACGAUAUGGUAAGAGAAGGGCAAACACAAUUGUCACCGAUUCCCAGCCUUUACCAUCUCCAUUACGGUCACAUUCCAACUCUUUUUUUAAUUCGCCAUUGAGCAGAUCACUGAACAAUAACAAUUCUGCAAAUACCGACGAAAACCAACAAAAUAUCCCAAUCCCCCUGUCUGCUUCGUCGAAUCUUAAUAGCGGCAGCAUAGCUCGCUCGAGCUCAUUCACCUCGUCUGAAUUGCCGAGCCGCAUGUCAUACAAAGAUAUUCAGUCGAUUAUGGAUAAACAAAAUGAGACAGAGAAAAGUCUAUUUGAUUAUGUUCCACCAAGUGCAGACGAAAUCGUCGAUGACGAUGUUAUUAGAGUCAAGAUUGCAGAUUUAGGGAAUGCAUGUUGGACCUUCAAGCAUUUUACUAACGACAUCCAGACAAGACAAUAUCGAUCUCCCGAGGUCAUCCUAGGAGCCGACUGGGGCUGCUCUGCAGAUAUAUGGUCCAUCGGAUGCCUGAUUUUUGAGCUUUUGACAGGUGAUUUCCUGUUUGAACCAACAGUAGGUCAAUCAUUCAGUAAAAAUGAUGACCACUUGGCCCAGAUCAUGGAACUUUUGGGACCAAUCCCUGAAGAGCUAGUUAAGUCCUCACAUUAUGGUAGACGCUAUUUCCAUUCAAACCUUCGUACGCUUCGCAAAAUCCAGAAUUUGAAGCCAUGGCCGCUUGAAAGUGUUUUGCUAGAAAAAUACAAAUUCAGUGAACAGGAUAGUUUGGAGGUUGCAGAUUUUCUCAAGGGUAUGCUAGUUCUUGACCCCAAGAGACGCAUGGACGCUGCUGGUUUAUCCAACCACUACUGGCUCAACGAUGCCAACGUUGAAGGUCAUAUAGAUAGAGAGGUAGGUACGAGAGGUGAAGAUAUAGGAGAGGGCUGGUAUCGGGAGAUCUCCAAAGUUUAGAGUUAGGAGGAUAACUUACCAUUACACUGUUACUAUAGUUUUUUUUUCCGGU
This is a messenger RNA of Pichia membranifaciens NRRL Y-2026, 2661 nucleotides long. RefSeq lists its product as hypothetical. Lineage: Eukaryota; Fungi; Ascomycota; Pichiomycetes; Pichiales; Pichiaceae. The record is from RefSeq and is a predicted model, not a curated record. Gene Ontology annotation, biological process: protein phosphorylation; regulation of mRNA processing; spliceosomal complex assembly. Bases 159 to 2609 code for a protein of 816 amino acids. The transcript has a single exon. Gene Ontology annotation, molecular function: ATP binding; protein kinase activity.